AUGCAGCAGUGGAGGUGCCGAUAUGGCUCUCUAUGGCUACGACCAGGGUGUCUUUGGUGGCGCGUUAUCUCCCCGGAUUACCUUCGCGUUCAUGACCUGGAAGGCCCCGAAAAGACCGAGCUUCUCAGUACAGUGACCGCCAUCUACAAUGUCGGCUGUUUCUUGGGAGCAGUUCUAGCAACUUGGAUCGGAGGAAAAUUAGGACGCAAGAAGUCUGUUCUUCUCGGAAUCUUCAUCAUGACCAUUGGAGCAGUGCUCCAGACUAGCUCCUACGGCGUUCCUUAUAUGAUGGUUGCACCGAUUGUCUCUGGUAUUGGCAAUGGAAUCAGCUCUUCAACAUUAGCUGUCUGGCAGACUGAGACUGCCCCUGCCCGGUUGAAAGGAAAGCUCGUCAUUCUACAAAAUGCUCUUUUGCUUGUUGGUUUUUCGUAUCUCUAA
Molecule: messenger RNA, 438 nt
Organism: Aspergillus calidoustus
Lineage: Eukaryota; Fungi; Ascomycota; Eurotiomycetes; Eurotiales; Aspergillaceae
Source: the annotation of a GenBank genome assembly